AGGAUGUCAAUUUGCCGUUUCCUGAUUUUGGUGAGCGUCUUUAUACUUUGUACAGGUGAGGACAGUGAGUGUGACAACUUCACCGAUCUGGAUUUCCAUGAGUGUUUCAUAGGGACCAAUCUGUAUGUGCGGCUGCUGCUCUACACUCGUGCAAACCUCGAGUGCGGUCAGGAGCUCUCCCACCACAACUUCACUCAAGAACCCCUUUUUGAUGUAACCAGACCCACUACCUUUGUCAUACAUGGCUACCGGCCCACAGGGGCACCGCCUAUCUGGAUCAACCACAUUGUGCACUUGUUAGCAGCACAGAAAGACAUGAACAUCCUGGUUGUGGACUGGAACAGAGGGGCGGCCAACCUCAAUUACUUCACUGCCGUGGCCAACACACGGGGAACAGCUAAGAACAUCACAGGCUUGAUAGAGAGCAUGGAGAAAGAGGGAGCAUCUCUUGACUCCAUCCACCUGAUUGGCGUCAGCCUGGGUGCACACAUUGCGGGGUUCAUUGGCGCGACGCUGGGAGGACGAGUAGGCAGAAUCACAGGUCUAGACCCAGCAGGGCCAAUGUUUGCCGGUGUUUCUCCUGAGGACCGCCUUGAUCCAACAGAUGCCCAGUUUGUAGAUGUGCUGCACACAGAUAUGAAUUCUUUUGGCCUCAGAGGAACCCAUGGCCAUAUUGAUUUCUAUGCCAACGGAGGAUUAGAUCAGCCUGGAUGUCCCAAGACCAUCUUCUCAGGGAAAUCUUAUUUUGUGUGUGAUCACCAGAGGUCUGUUUUCCUGUACCUGUGUGCUCUGAAUCACACCUGUAACCUCACGGCAUACCCGUGUUCCUCGUACAGCGACUUCCUCAGUGGCCAGUGUUUGCAGUGUGAGACCUUUAAGCCUGCGUCCUGUCCUGUUCUGGGUUAUGACAUGAGCCAGUGGAGGGAUACACUUGUGAGGUUGGGGCAAACAAGAGCAUAUUUCUCGACUACGGCAGAACUCCCCUACAGCAAGACAAGCUACAGAGUGGACCUAGUAACCUGGAACCAGUUUCUACGGUGGGGGGUGGUCAUACUCCGACUGCAUAAUGGAAAAAACGUAAUAGAGUCUCGGAUAGAUAAUAAGCUGUUGAGGUUUGAACAGUAUACAUCCACUCGACUACUGGCGCAGUUUGAUGAGGAUCUGUAUCCAAUUCAGAAAAUAUCUUUACGGAUUGUCACUGGGAAUGUUAUUGGACCUCGAUACAAGAUAAGGCUACUCCGUAUUCGGAUAACUCCACUGGAAAAUCCGAACAGGCCACUAAUGUGUCGAUAUGACAUUAUUUUGGAGGAGAAUACGGAUGUGUCUUUCAAACCAUUGCCCUGUAAUUAAUCUUGAAAAAUCACAUCGAAACGCCUAUCUGAACUAAAAUAGACAUUUUAAGAGGGUCUAAAAAGUUUAACUUUUAGUGCCUUUUCUGUGAGAUUAAUACUGUGAUUUUUUGUGCACUACUAGCACUAGUAUAAAAUGAUAUUAUACCAGACACAUACUCCAGUAUUAAGAAUUAAAGUGCUGCUUUACAAUAUCAAAUUAUGGCCAUUCCUGUAUAGUUUUGUCUUAAUCAUUACCAGUAUAAACCAAAUAUUUCAAUGUAAAAAUGUUUUCCAUGUACAGCUUUUGCAUUCUAAUUUUGUAAAAUAAAUUAUGUGGACUGAAAA
Messenger RNA from Megalobrama amblycephala (Wuchang bream), 1676 nucleotides. It is a transcript of the gene lipib, whose product is annotated as lipase, member Ib. NCBI's taxonomy places the organism in Eukaryota, Metazoa, Chordata, Actinopteri, Cypriniformes, Xenocyprididae. Bases 4 to 1350 code for a protein of 448 amino acids. The transcript is spliced from 10 exons. The record is from RefSeq and is a predicted model, not a curated record. Gene Ontology annotation, molecular function: lipase activity; carboxylic ester hydrolase activity. Gene Ontology annotation, biological process: lipid metabolic process.